Molecule: messenger RNA, 1908 nt
Organism: Ascoidea rubescens DSM 1968
Lineage: Eukaryota; Fungi; Ascomycota; Saccharomycetes; Ascoideales; Ascoideaceae
Gene: CRN1
Product: coronin
Exons: 2
Biological process (GO): actin filament organization
Molecular function (GO): actin filament binding
Source: RefSeq, a predicted model, not a curated record
AGUAGAAGAUUUGUUCGUGCCUCAAAAUAUCGCCAUGUUUUCGCUCAACCUUCCAAAAAGGAACUCUGCUAUGAAAACCUAAGAAUCUCCAAAAAUGCCUGGGAUUCAAACCUACUCAAAGUAAACUCAAAGUUUCUCUCUGUCAACUGGGAUUCCUCUGGUGGUGGUGCUUUUGCUGUCAUCCCAUUGAACCAGCAUGGCAAGGCUCCCGAUCAGAUUCCUCUCUUCAGAGGCCACACUGCUCCUGUCCUAGACACUGACUUUGAUCCUUUCAACGACCACAUUGUAGCCUCAUGCUCAGAAGAUGGCAAAAUCUUCAUCUACAAUAUCCCUGAAGACUACUCCUUCCAUCUUCCUACUGAUCCAAAAAACAAGAAAAAUUCUGACCCCCAAAUUAAAGACAUCUACCCAUCUACAAAACUAUCUGGCCAUACAAGAAAAGUAGGCCACAUCAGAUUCCAUCCCAUCGCCCAAAAUAUCUUGGUCUCUUCUUCAAUGGAUUACACCAUCAAAAUUUGGAACACGAAAACUGCAAAGGUUCUUCAAUCUUUAAAACACAACGACGCGAUCACCUCCUUCUCCUUCAAUUACAACGGCGACCUCCUAGCUUCGGUAUCAAGAGACAAAAAACUAAGAAUUUGGAACAUAAGAACCGGCGCUUUGCUACAAGAAGGUCCAUGUCAUGGCUCCCCCAAGGUUUCAAGAGUCUAUUGGCUAGGCAAAAGCAACAGAGUCGUUACAACUGGCUUUUCAAGACUAUCCGAUCGUCAAUUCGCUCUCUGGGAUACAAACAACAUUCAAAAUGGUCCAAUCAAUGGCUUCCACACUGUUGACGUCUCCUCUGGUAUCCUAGUCCCCUUUUUUGACGAAUCAACUUCAAUUCUAUUACUCGCAGGAAAAGGCGAUGGAAACAUUCGCUACUACGAAUACGACCCCAAGGACGACCGCUUCUACGACAUCUCAGAAUUCCAAUCAAUUGAACCUCAAAGAGGUUUUGCCAUUGCUCCCAAAAGAUCCGUCAACAUAAAAGAAAAUGAAAUCAUUAAAGCCUACAAAACUGUUAAUGACAACUUUAUCGAACCCAUCUCAUUCAUUGUUCCAAGAAGAUCUGAAGUAUUCCAAUACGAUAUCUACCCUGACUGUCCCUCUCAAAUUCCUGCUCUAUCUCUAGAAGACUACUUGAAUAAUAAAUCUGUUAAUGGUCCUGUUCUAAUGAACAUGGAAUCGUUAUUUGAAAAUGAUGAUCCAAUUUAUACAAAUGCUCGAUCAAUUGAAUCCAAUUCAAUUCAAUCCAACCCAAUUCAAUCCCAACUUCUCUCCAAAAAAGUCCAAUCUAACACCCCUUCUCCAAUCAAUUCAUCACAAAACUCCUCAAAUACUUCUCUCUCAAAAACUAAACUAAAUGACCUAUUAGAGAAAAAGGAAGUCAAUGAUUUAAUCAACAAAGCCACUGAUCUAGAUAACGAAAAUGAGGUUCAAUUUGUAUCUUCAAAUUGGGAUGAUAAAAAACCUUCUCCAAAACCAACUCCAAUAGUUGCCGAAAAGAUUCCUGAAAAAGCUUCUCCAAAGUCUGCUUCAACAGCAACUCCAAAAAAUAUGGAAAAUAAACCUUUGAUUGAAACCGUCCCAGAAAAGUCUCACAAAAUUGAACCUAAUGAUCCUAAAAAAACUGAAAAAAAUGAAAAAAAUGACACAAAUGACAAAACUGAAUCAAUUAAACCUUCAUUACCAACUGGUGGGGCCACUAAUAAAGCAUUGGCUCUAAAAGAAAUUGUUUCAAAAUUAUCCGAUCUAAUCACAAAAUUUGAAACAGAAAUCUCUCUAUUAAAAGCAAUCAACUCUGAAAAGGAUAAAAGAUUACAAGCUUUGGAAGAAAAAAUCGAUUUAUUAUUAUCAAAUCAAAAUUAA